Molecule: messenger RNA, 3301 nt
Organism: Rhinolophus ferrumequinum (greater horseshoe bat)
Lineage: Eukaryota; Metazoa; Chordata; Mammalia; Chiroptera; Rhinolophidae
Gene: TMEM63B
Product: transmembrane protein 63B
Exons: 25
Coding region: 207-3203 (998 amino acids)
Cellular component (GO): plasma membrane
Molecular function (GO): calcium-activated cation channel activity
Source: RefSeq, a predicted model, not a curated record
ACGCGACCCUUCGCAAGCCUCAUCUCUUUUCUUUGAGGAUCCCACCGCUAUCCAAAAGAAAACCCCCGGACUCAGCUGCGCGUCCCCUCCCUUCAACCUCCUGCGGGACCCAGAGGUGCCCGGGCCCGCGGGACCCAGUGGUGCCGCGCGCUGCCCCCAUCCCGAACCAUCCAGAGCCAAAUGAGGACCAUGCGGCAGUAGCAGCCAUGCUGCCCUUCAUGCUGGCCACACUGGGCACCACGGCCCUCAACAACACCAACCCCAAGGACUACUGCUACAGUGCCCGCAUCCGCAGCACCGUCCUGCAGGGCCUGCCCUUUGGAGGCGUCCCUACCGUGCUGGCUCUCGACUUCAUGUGCUUCCUUGCAUUGCUGUUCUUAUUCUCCAUCCUCCGGAAGGUGGCCUGGGACUACGGGCGGCUGGCUUUGGUGACAGAUGCAGACAGGCUUCGGCGGCAGGAAAGGGACCGAGUGGAACAGGAAUAUGUGGCCUCAGCUCUGCACGGGGACAGUCAUGACCGGUAUGAGCGUCUCACGUCUGUCUCCAGCUCCGUGGACUUUGACCAAAGAGACAAUGGUUUCUGUUCCUGGCUGACAGCCAUCUUCAGGAUAAAGGAUGACGAGAUCCGGGACAAGUGUGGGGCCGACGCUGUGCACUACCUGUCCUUCCAGCGGCACAUCAUCGGGCUGCUGGUCGUCGUGGGCGUCCUCUCCGUAGGCAUUGUGCUGCCUGUCAACUUCUCAGGGGACCUGCUGGAGAACAAUGCCUACAGCUUCGGGAGAACCACCAUUGCCAACUUGAAAUCAGGGAACAACCUGCUAUGGCUGCACACCUCCUUUGCCUUCCUGUACCUGCUGCUCACCGUCUACAGCAUGCGUAGACACACCUCCAAGAUGCGUUACAAGGAAGACGACCUGGUGAAGCGGACUCUCUUCAUCAACGGAAUCUCCAAAUAUGCAGAGUCAGAAAAGAUCAAGAAGCAUUUUGAGGAGGCCUACCCCAACUGCACGGUUCUAGAAGCCCGCCCAUGUUACAACGUGGCUCGUCUUAUGUUCCUCGAUGCAGAGAGAAAGAAGGCCGAGCGGGGAAAGCUGUACUUCACAAACCUCCAGAGCAAGGAGAAUGUCCCCACCAUGAUCAACCCCAAGCCCUGCGGCCACCUCUGCUGCUGCGUGGUUCGCGGCUGUGAGCAGGUGGAGGCCAUCGAGUACUACACAAAGCUGGAACAGAAGCUGAAGGAGGACUACAAGCGGGAGAAGGAGAAGGUGAACGAGAAGCCUCUCGGCAUGGCCUUUGUCACCUUCCACAACGAGACCAUCACCGCCAUCAUCCUGAAGGACUUCAAUGUGUGUAAGUGCCAGGGCUGCACCUGCCGUGGGGAACCGCGCUCCUCAUCCUGCAGCGAGUCCCUGCACAUCUCCAACUGGACCGUGUCCUAUGCCCCUGACCCCCAAAACAUCUACUGGGAGCACCUGUCCAUCCGCGGCUUCAUCUGGUGGCUGCGCUGCCUGGUCAUCAAUGUCGUCCUCUUCAUCCUCCUCUUCUUCCUCACCACCCCGGCCAUCAUCAUCACCACCAUGGACAAGUUCAACGUCACCAAGCCUGUGGAGUACCUCAACAACCCCAUCAUCACCCAGUUCUUCCCCACCCUGCUGCUGUGGUGCUUCUCAGCCCUGCUCCCCACCAUCGUCUACUACUCUGCCUUCUUUGAAGCCCACUGGACACGCUCCGGAGAGAACAGGACCACCAUGCACAAGUGCUACACCUUCCUCAUCUUCAUGGUGCUGCUCCUGCCCUCGCUGGGACUGAGCAGUCUGGACCUCUUCUUCCGCUGGCUCUUUGACAAGAAAUUCUUGGCUGAGGCAGCUAUUCGGUUUGAGUGCGUGUUCCUGCCGGACAACGGCGCCUUCUUCGUGAACUACGUCAUUGCUUCAGCCUUUAUCGGCAACGCCAUGGACCUGCUGCGCAUCCCGGGUCUGCUCAUGUACAUGAUCCGGCUCUGCCUGGCGCGCUCAGCCGCGGAGAGGCGCAACGUGAAGCGGCAUCAGGCCUACGAGUUCCAGUUUGGCGCAGCCUACGCCUGGAUGAUGUGCGUCUUCACGGUGGUCAUGACCUACAGUAUCACCUGCCCCAUCAUCGUGCCCUUCGGGCUCAUGUACAUGCUGCUGAAGCACCUGGUAGACAGGUACAAUCUCUACUACGCCUACCUGCCGGCCAAGCUGGACAAGAAGAUUCACUCGGGGGCUGUGAACCAGGUGGUGGCCGCACCCAUCCUCUGCCUCUUCUGGCUGCUUUUCUUCUCCACCAUGCGCACGGGGUUCCUCGCCCCCACGUCCAUGUUCACGUUCGUCGUCCUGGUUAUCACCAUCGUCAUCUGUCUCUGCCACGUCUGCUUCGGACACUUCAAAUACCUCAGUGCCCACAACUACAAGAUUGAGCACACAGAGACAGAUGCUGUGGACCCCAGAAGCAAUGGACGGCCCCCCACUGCUGCCACUGUCCCCAAAUCUGCGAAAUACAUCGCUCAGGUGCUGCAGGACUCAGAGGGGGACGGGGAUGCGGAUGGGGUUCCUGGGAGCUCGGCGGACGAGCCCCCAUCGUCCUCAUCUCAAGAUGAGGAACUGCUGAUGCCGCCUGAUGGCCUCACGGACACAGACUUCCAGUCUUGCGAGGACAGCCUCAUAGAGAAUGAGAUUCACCAUGGGAAGAAAAGCUCUGAGGCAGGUGUCUGGUUUGUGCUGCUGCCCUGGACUCCCCUGGGGUCCAGCCACCUUUCUGUGGGUCUGCAGGAUCUCUGGGAAGAGGUCUGCUGUGGUCAUGUUGCCCCUCCGCCCCCCAACCUACCCCUGCAUCUGCCAGCUCUGCCACCACCCACUGCCCUGAGGAAACUCUGGGACCACUCAAACCAAGGGACGGGGACCCAGGCCCACACUGAAUCCCUGAGAGCCACACGAACAGGACAGAGAUUCAGGAGAGAAAGACCGUGCAAAGCCACAAGUUCCACACUGGUCCAAGAAGGCUUCCUGGAGGAGGAAGAUCCCAGGACAGCUGCUUCCAGAAAACAACUUGUCAGGCUGCUCUGGAGGGAGAAGAGGCAAGAAAAUGGGGCUGCAGCAGUUGACAAAAUUGCAUCGUCAUUAUUUGUUGUCAUUGUUCUACAAUGUACUGAGUGCUUAUUAUGUGCCUGGGAUUAUGCUAAAUGACUUCUGUAUGCUUUAAAGAAUUUCCUCAGAGAGUUUGCUCAGGUCAGGUGUGUGUUUGCUGUGAGGAUUACGUGAAAUAAAUAUGUCAAGUGCUCCCU